AUGAAUUUCGAAAAACUCGAUGAAGAGUUAUUACGUGAAUUAGCUAGUAAAGGGGAUAUACAUCAAAUUCAAACUUUGUUAAGUAAUAAACCAAAUUUGAAUGUGAACAGUCAAAAUGCUAUGAAUGGAUGGACAGCUUUACAUUGGGCAGCAAAACGAAAUCAUACACAAGUCGUAGAAUAUCUACUAGAAAAGGGAGCCAAUAAAGAUAUUCAAGCUAAUGAUAAAUUAACUCCAGCACAUGUUUGUAAUAAUGAGUCGUUACGAAAAAUUCUAGAAUCGAAUACAUCUGAUAGUAAGCAACUUUUCUUUUAA
Messenger RNA from Rotaria socialis, 315 nucleotides. The record is from the annotation of a GenBank genome assembly. Lineage: Eukaryota; Metazoa; Rotifera; Eurotatoria; Philodinida; Philodinidae.